Messenger RNA from Penicillium concentricum, 978 nucleotides. RefSeq lists its product as uncharacterized. Gene Ontology annotation, molecular function: carbon-oxygen lyase activity, acting on phosphates. The transcript has a single exon. The record is from RefSeq and is a predicted model, not a curated record. NCBI's taxonomy places the organism in Eukaryota, Fungi, Ascomycota, Eurotiomycetes, Eurotiales, Aspergillaceae. Bases 1 to 978 code for a protein of 325 amino acids.
AUGGCCAUCGCGGUUAGCCCUGAGCUUAAGACAGAGCUUUCUGGAAUCAUAAAGGCAUUUCUUUUGGAUAUCGAUUAUGAGUUUCCUCCUCAGCUAUACAAUGGGGAGUUUCCUCUUCGGAAACUAUAUCUUGCAGUCGAACACGAAGUGAAACUGCAUUUCAAGAAUAAAGGAUUCUCAGAUGAUUUUAUUGCAAAGGUCGAGAAACAGCUCAGGCCCAGCAUCGAUAUUGCAAUAACGGCUUACCACACAACCCCCUUCGAUGUACAAUGCACAGUGGCGAUAUUCAGCGCUUAUUCUUUCAUUGCUGAUGAUUGGGCCCAUGACCUCGAGUUCCGGAAUGAUCUGAAGCGAUUCAAUAUUUGCCUCCUGACCCGACAGCCCCAAGGAAACCCGGUCCUUCAGUGUUGGGGAGAGUUCCUCAGUUCUUUCCAUUCCAUCUUCGGUCAAUUUGCCAGCGACAUGAUCAUCAAGGACACAAUGCAGUUUAUCAGCGCAUGUUAUGCAGAAGCCGAGGGUGAGAAACUUCAUUUCCCCACAGAAGCGCAGCGAUUCCCUGAAUACUUUCGCCAGAAAGUAGGCAUAUCCGAAGCCUUCUCCUUUCUGUUCUUCCCACUCGCUCAAUUCUCCGAAGCCGAGUGCCGACGAAACUGUCUACCGAUGAUGCCAUAUUUGACAUCGGUUUUGGCUUGGGUAAAUGACAUCCUGUCGUACUACAAAGAAAUGGUUGAGAUGGAAAGCUUUAAUUUCAUUGCGAACUCGGCCAGGUGUCAAGGGGUCACUGAGAUGGAGUGUCUGCGAAAGCUCUGUGAUGAGUCAAGCGAUAUGAUCCGGACUUUGCACACGCUUGCCAAGGCUGACACCAAGCUAUCCAAAGCCCUUGAGGCUUCUCUUUCUGGUUAUAUCACGUUUCAUCUGAUGCAAGCGCGGUAUCGAUUAGAAGAUCUAGAUUUGGCAUCCAUUUCCGAUGCUACAUAA